Hordeum vulgare subsp. vulgare (domesticated barley) is the source of this 639-nucleotide messenger RNA. Its product is annotated as histone H2B.4-like. The transcript has a single exon. Gene Ontology annotation, molecular function: DNA binding; protein heterodimerization activity; structural constituent of chromatin. NCBI's taxonomy places the organism in Eukaryota, Viridiplantae, Streptophyta, Magnoliopsida, Poales, Poaceae. The record is from RefSeq and is a predicted model, not a curated record. Gene Ontology annotation, cellular component: nucleosome. The coding region runs from base 99 to 509 and encodes 136 amino acids. Gene Ontology annotation, biological process: nucleosome assembly.
GUCAAUCCACCACCAAUCCUCCCACCAUCCAGCGAAGCCACACACACACCAGAGCCCAUCUCCCCCUCGCAGCAGCAGCAGCCGGAGCAUCAUCAUCCAUGGCCCCCAAGGCAGCCGAGAAGAAGCCGGUGGAGAAGACCCCGGCGGGCAAGAAGCCCAAGGCGGAGAAGAAGGUGCCGGCGUCCAAGGAGGGCGGCGGCGACAAGAAGGGCAAGAAGAAGUCCAAGAAGAGCGUGGAGACGUACAAGAUCUACAUCUUCAAGGUGCUCAAGCAGGUGCACCCCGACAUCGGCAUCUCCUCCAAGGCCAUGUCCAUCAUGAACUCCUUCAUCAACGACAUCUUUGAGAAGCUCGCCGGCGAGUCGGCCAAGCUGGCGCGGUACAACAAGAAGCCCACCAUCACGUCCCGGGAGAUCCAGACCUCCGUGCGCCUCGUCCUCCCUGGCGAGCUCGCCAAGCACGCCGUCUCCGAGGGCACCAAGGCCGUCACCAAGUUCACCUCUGCCUAAGUAGUUUCUUCCCGGUGCAUCGAUGUUGCUGUGUAAUUGUUGGUUCAGACUCCGUUGUCAUGUAACCUUUGUUUGUGGGAUCAAAUCUUAUGAUCUGGAGAAAUAGCAACAGCCCUUUCAGUUCUUGCCA